GUACCAACAAAGCAAGUUGCCACUUGACAAAAUUUCUGUAGAAACGUUGAAGUUAAAAUUCUUUUAAAGUUUGUUUUGUAUCUGCUUUGCGUCUGAGACAAAAAUGAAGCUGAAAAGGUUCCUAGUACGAUACUACCCACCAGGUAUUAUUCUAGAAUAUGAAAAAAGUGGAGAGAUUAAAUCAAAGACCAUUGAUUUACUUGAUUUAAAAGCUCAUACCAAUAUUGAUGCUCUUGUAGAUGAGAUCACCUUAAAAGAACCAUUAGUUACUGCAGCAAAAUCAGGCCAAUUGAAAACACUUGUUUCUCGUUUACAGGAAAAACUGUCACUCUCUAUAAACCAUGAGUUUUACCUGUUCAAGGUACUUAGAGCCCACAUAUUACCACUGACUAAUGUGGCUUUUAACAAGUCUGGUUCAUGUUUCAUCACAGGAAGUUAUGAUCGUACAUGUAAGAUAUGGGAUACAGCCUCUGGAGAGGAACUUCAUACACUGUAUGGUCACAACAACGUCGUCUAUGCAAUCUCUUUUAAUAACCCUUUUGGAGACAAAAUAGCAACUGGAUCAUUUGACAAGACAUUUAGGUUAUGGAAUACAGAAACAGGAAAUUGUUACCGCACCCACCGAGGUCACACAGCUGAAAUUGUAUGUUUGAGUUUUAACCCCCAAAGCACUAUAGUUGCAACUGGCAGUAUGGAUACAGAUGCAAAGCUGUGGGAUGUACAAACUGGGAAAGAACUUUUUAAUUUAUCAGGACAUAGUGAAGAGAUUAUUUCUAUUGCAUUCAACUGCACAGGUACACAACUAAUCACUGGAUCAUUUGACCAUACAGUAACUCUUUGGGAUGUUAACAGUGGCAGACGUAUCCACAAGUUAAUUGGACACAAAGCUGAGGUUAGCAGCUGUCAGUUUAACUGGGACUCUUCCUUGGUUGUUUCUGGCUCCAUGGACAAGACAUGCAAAUUAUGGGACAUAGCCUCAGGAAAAUGUAUUGGAACGUUCCGUGGUCACAAGGACGAAGUUCUAGAUGUUGGCUUUGACCUGGCUGGUCAAUAUUUAUUGACUGCCUCUGCUGAUGGCACUGCUCGUGUUUACAACACUACCACUCACAUUCUAUGUUCAAAACUGGAAGGACAUGAAGGAGAAAUUUCAAAAAUAACAUUCAACCCUCAGGGCACAGCCAUUUUGACAGCAUCUUCAGACAAGACUGCACGAAUAUGGGACCCUGAAACAGGGGCAUGCAAGCAAGUUCUUGAAGGACACACAGAUGAAAUUUUCAGCUGUGCUUUCAAUUAUGAAGGCAACACCAUUAUAACAGGUAGUAAAGAUAACAGCUGCCGUAUAUGGCGGUAGAAAAGACAUAAAGAGAUCAAAAUGAAGCUACAUAUAGUGUGCGAAGAUGUAAAAAGGAUAGCCCUGCCUGCUGGAGAUCAGAGAAAAAAGAGAGAAUUUGGUUUCCUUUUUUUUUCUUUUGUGACAAAACAUUUUGAAAUAGUUUGAAUCUUGAAAUUAUUUUGUCAAGUGAAGGAAAAAACUUAAUUCUUGAAAACAUGUUUGUUUUGCAGUUACAAGCAUACUUUGUGUUUUAUUAUUAACAUUCCAACUCUCUCUCUCUCUCUCUCUCUCUCUCUCUCUCUCUCUCUCUCUCUCUCUCUCUCUCUCUCUCUCUCUCUCUCUCUCUCUCUCUCUCUCUCGCUCUCGCUCUCUCUCUCUCUCUCUCUCUCAUGAGUGUGCACGCACACACACAUACACUUGACUUGGCAAAUGAACUUUAGAGUUAUUGUGAUUCGGAAGGAAAAAAUGGAGUUUUAUUUUUAUAUUUUUGCUUUCUUUUCAUUUGAAAUUUUUUGAUACUUCCAUGAACUGUGCAGCAAUGUAUGUCGUCUUUGGUUUUGAUUUACUCAUUUACUAUUUUUGUCUUUUCUUACAGCAGAUUUCCCAAAGUUUCUUGUGCAUCUUAGAAAUAAUUAAUAUUACUAUUAUUUGAAGUCUUUGUGUUCUGAGUUCAAAUUCGGUCAAGGUUAAUUUUGCCUCUCAUCCUUCUGGGAUCAAUAAAAUAAAGUAUCAGUAAAAUAUUAGGUUGAUUUACUUUAUCUAACCCUUUCUUUCAAACUGUUGAUGUUAUGGCUAUAUAAGGAAAUAUUAUUAGGGCAUGGGCAAUAGAUGGUAGAAUGAUUGGAGCAUUAAACAAAAUUUCUUAUGGCAUUUAUUUUGGCUUUAUAUGUUCCGUGUUCAAAUUCCUUGAAGGUCAAACAGUGGAUUAAACUGAGACACUUUUAUCUUUUUAAGGUCUGUAAAAUAAAGUGCCUUGUACCUAUUUGAGAAAUUAUUAUUAUUAUUGUUCAGUAGUUUUAUUUUCAUAAUGUGCUUUCACUGCACUACCGAGCGCAGCUCUGUGUGCCUUGGGUGUGUGCUGUGGUUUGCUGUGAUGCUCUUAUGGUUACUGUAUUGAAAGUGUUUUGUGUAGGAUGUGUGCAGUGCCCAGUAGUGCAAUUUUCUGUAUGUUAUAUAUAUUUGUAAGUCCUGGUGUUUUUGUUAUGUAUUUGUCUGAAUAUUUUUUUAUUAUACCUAAGGUGCCUACUAUGAUAGGAAUUGUUUCUGUUUUUAGAUUCCACAUUCGAGUUACCUCUAUUUCCAGGUCUUUGUAUUUUGAAAGUUUCUCCAUUUCUUUAGGGAAACGUUGUCAUCUGCUGGUAUUGAUACAUCAAUUAGAAAGCAUUUUUUUUUCCUUCAUGAUCUUUGACAACUAUAUCUGGUCUAUUGGCCUUAAUUUCUCUAUCUGUAUGUAUUAGCAUAUCCCAGAGUAUGGUUGCUUUCUCAUUUUCUGUGACCUUUUCUGGCAUGUGUUUAUACCUUCUUUUUUCUGUUGUUAUUCCAUAGUGUUGGCAUAGCUUCCAGUGUAUAUAGGUCCCAGCU
Messenger RNA from Octopus bimaculoides (California two-spot octopus), 2914 nucleotides. RefSeq lists its product as uncharacterized. Gene Ontology annotation, cellular component: cytoplasm; nucleus. NCBI's taxonomy places the organism in Eukaryota, Metazoa, Mollusca, Cephalopoda, Octopoda, Octopodidae. Gene Ontology annotation, biological process: ubiquitin recycling; proteasome-mediated ubiquitin-dependent protein catabolic process. The record is from RefSeq and is a predicted model, not a curated record. Gene Ontology annotation, molecular function: ubiquitin binding.